Molecule: messenger RNA, 1614 nt
Organism: Pseudomyrmex gracilis
Lineage: Eukaryota; Metazoa; Arthropoda; Insecta; Hymenoptera; Formicidae
Product: rac GTPase-activating protein 1-like
Exons: 6
Coding region: 424-1248 (274 amino acids)
Source: RefSeq, a predicted model, not a curated record
AAAAAAAACCACGUUGCGCGAUUGCUCUUCAAUUGUGUCAAGCACAUAUUUAACAUAAAGUAUGUUUCAAAAGAAAAGAUUUAGAUUAUAAUUUCUUGAAUUGUUCAUUUUAUCUAGAAUAAUAUAUACGGAUACACGUAUAUCUGAAUUGUGUAUUAUCAUGUUUUAUCUACAUAUAAACACAGAUGAAAUUAUCUAAGAGUUUCCGACUUCACUUUGUUUGGCAAAACUGUAUAGAUUUGAAUAGACUCGAAGGACAACGCGAUUACAACGGAUGUUACAUCGAAAACACAUUUCGUCAAAACAGAUUUCUUCUAAAUCCUCACUCCAGACUGAGCAGAUUCUUUACAAACGUGCGAGGAUACUUCGAGAACUUUUGCAUUGAGAAACUAAAAAGCAAGUGCUUUAAAUUUGUAAAACAACAUGAGUAGCAACAAGAUAAAUAAAGCUUUGACUGACAUACCGGAAACAAAAUGGAUAUCUUUGGAAGAAUACGAGCAGCUCUAUGUGGAUUUAAAAAACGCUCAUCAGGAGACCGCGAGACUUUAUCAGAAAUUAAGCAGCGCUCGAAAAGCCUUGGAUGAUGGAACACGUAACCUUCGAGCAAUCGAACGCGAGAAAAACUUAUUGGAAAUGCAAGUUAACACAGUUCGAAGAUUACUGUUCAAUGAUAAACAAAUAAACUUAGACGAGGAAGUCAGGAAAAAACUCGAAUUUCUCGACGCCGAGAGCAAAUUUGAUAGUCUGAGUAUCAAAGACAAACACAGCAAAUGUAGUAGUAUGACUACAAAUACAACCGGUUCGAUAUUAAGCGAUCUGAAUCUCUUAUCUAAAUCUGAAGAAUCCGACCUAGACACAUUUAGAAAAGCUCAAUGGCAGAGAUUGCGGAAAGAACACAAGGUCAAUAACGAACAUGUUGCAAACAAACAAUGCAGCACAUUAGAAAAAGUAGCAGAAUUUAAUUCAUCCAGUAAAACUAUACCUGCAAUAGUUAAAUCUGAUAAAAAGAAUAUUGAACCGAAACUGUUGUUGAAUGCAAAUCACAACAUUGUGUCAAAGAUAGUUAUUACACCAAUAACAUGUAUUGGAUGUAAUAAAAGAAUCAGGUUUGCAAAAAUAGUGCUAAAAUGUAAAACUUGCUCCAUUAUAUGCCAUACAAAGUGCAGGACUCGAUUUUUUUCGUUUUUAUGCAUUGAUGAAAAAUCAUCAAAAUUUCAGGAUGUAAAGCGAAAUGAAAUCAAGAUGUAAAAGAUAUUCACCACAUAAUUAUCUAUCUAUAAUUAUCUAAUAAUUAUUUGACUAAAUCUUGUUUAAGAGGUUCAUUUUAUUACUUUAUUAUAUUCGAAAAAUUAUUUAUUUUUUCUUGUAAUCUAUUGUAAGUAUAAAAAAUAUUUUAUAUUUUUUACUAAAUGUAUAGCAGUUUUGUAUGGUUUGUAUAUUCUUUCAUUUGAUAUAUAUACAUUGAUAAAAUGUUAUUAAUAAAAUUAUAAUAAACAAUUUGUGUACACUGUAUAAUAUUUUUCAUAUAUUGAUAUACACACGUUAUUUUGUUACUAAUAAAAUUACAAUAAGCAAUUUGUAUAAUGCUUUUGAUUUUUAAACAGGGAUUUUCCC